GAAUCUAGAAGUAGAAGUCUAGCUUUAGCCCCUUUAGAGAUAUUUAUAUAUCAUUAUAUAUAUUCUGUGAGCUGUAGACCUAAGAACAGAGGCUGCAAUAAUUAUCAUAUUAGUUUAUUACUUUAUUAGUCUGUGGGCUGGAAAUUUGCGAGCACAGUUUGCGAUACGAACGAAACGAACCAAUUUGUUUGUAUAAAAAAUAACACUAUUCACUACGUUUACUUUCCCCUACACAAAAUAGGAUAAAUAAUAAAUAAAUAGGAUAAAAAUCAAAUAACAAUAGUUUACAUCAAUACUUAACGGUGUGAUCUGGUGACAUGAUAGAAAUAACAUCAUUUUAAAUACUAAACUAAAAAUUAUACCACGUUACGUGACGCUGCUAAAAUAGUGUAUUGCUGAUGUGAUAUUACUGAAAUGUCAUCGUAUAUGGCAGGUGUUUUCGAUUUAGAUUUAGAUGUUGAUACUGUUACUGUUGGAGAUUCAGACGAAGACGAUAUAAUCGAAGUUGAUGAGGUUGAUUACGAUCCUGAACUCAACGUCAACAAUAUUGCAGAGUCAGAAUGCUCAGAAACUAUACAAUUGUCUGAAGAUAAUGUAAAUCCAGGGCAAUGUAAGCGCUUAGGCCCUCAAGAUUUUGAGCUACGCAAAGUAUUAGGUAAAGGGGGUUAUGGCAAAGUAUUUCAAGUCCGUAAAAUUACUGGCCCAGAUGCAGGCGCUCAUUUUGCUAUGAAAGUUCUUAAAAAAGCAUCUAUUGUUCGCAACCAGAAGGAUACUGCACAUACUAAAGCUGAGAGAAAUAUUUUGGAAGCUGUUAAGCAUCCAUUCAUAGUUGAAUUAGUAUAUGCUUUUCAAACUGGAGGCAAAUUAUAUUUAAUUUUAGAAUAUUUAAGUGGUGGAGAACUUUUUAUGCAUUUGGAGAGAGAAGGUAUUUUUCUUGAAGAUACUGCUUGCUUUUAUUUGUCAGAAAUAAUUCUGGCAUUGGAACAUUUACAUAGUUUAGGUAUAAUUUAUCGAGACCUCAAACCAGAAAAUGUUUUAUUGGAUGCUCAGGGUCAUGUUAAACUAACAGAUUUUGGAUUAUGUAAAGAACAUAUUCAAGAGGGCAUUGUUACACAUACAUUUUGUGGUACAAUUGAAUAUAUGGCUCCAGAAAUUUUAACAAGGAGUGGACAUGGGAAAGCAGUAGAUUGGUGGAGUUUAGGCGCCUUAAUGUAUGAUAUGUUGAUUGGUCAGCCACCGUUUACGGGUGAUAAUCGCACUAAAACAAUAGAGAAAAUAUUGAAAGGGAAACUUAUGUUACCUGCUUACCUCACACAAGAUGCACGCGAUUUGAUAAGACGUCUUAUGAAGCGUUCUGAGACCCAACGCUUAGGUGCUACGGGUGCCGCAGCGGUCCGCGGACACGCUUUCUUCAAACACGUACAUUGGGACGACGUAUUUAAUAGAAGAUUGGAACCUCCGAUGAAACCAAUACUAUCAAGUGAAGAUGAUGUUUCACAAUUUGAUACGAGAUUUACUUUACAAACACCUAUAGAUUCACCUGAUGAAUCAACUCUUAGCGAAAGUGCCAAUCUUAUGUUCCAGGGGUUCACUUACGUGGCACCUUCAGUAAUGGACGAGGUCCACAAGCCACGAGUGAUCACGGCGCGUUCCCCGAGGAGGCCACGGCCGCAACAUCACAGCGCUUUCGCCGUGCCGCCUUCAUCCACCACGCAAGCGCUGCAAGAGGACCUCAUGGAUGUACAAGGUCUACCUAUAUAAGGCCUAGAAUAAUUCACAUAGUUGACAAUUUUAUACAAAAGAUGAAUGCAACAACAAACGCUGCCCAUCUAAUAAUAAUGUCCGUAAAGUAAUUGUACUAUUUUAUACUACUAUUAUUAUUAAUGUACAUUUUAUACAAGUUACCGUUUAGUUUAAUGUUUUAGUAGGGUUUAACCACAUGAUGUAAUAAAAUGUUGUAACUCCGAUUAUACGACAGAGUAAUAAUAAUUUAAAAAAUAUACAUACCUUGUUACCACGCUUCAUGAAUUGAAUUAAAGGUCAUUUUUAUUUUAUA
Parnassius mnemosyne (clouded apollo) is the source of this 2056-nucleotide messenger RNA. Lineage: Eukaryota; Metazoa; Arthropoda; Insecta; Lepidoptera; Papilionidae. The record is from the annotation of a GenBank genome assembly.